Messenger RNA from Zychaea mexicana, 1524 nucleotides. RefSeq lists its product as uncharacterized. The record is from RefSeq and is a predicted model, not a curated record. The transcript is spliced from 3 exons. Bases 1 to 1524 code for a protein of 507 amino acids. Lineage: Eukaryota; Fungi; Mucoromycota; Mucoromycetes; Mucorales; Lichtheimiaceae.
AUGCCCACCUAUCAGCGGUUACGGCUCGUCCUACUGUCGCUUGUUUUAGUCAGUGUAACAGCCCUCGUCUACCGAUGGCAUUCCACAAAUGACCAACCAUUGCGACCAUUAACGACUCCAGCAGAACAACAGCAACAGCAGCAACAGUCAGCAAUACAGCCGGCGUCGUAUGACAGAAACGACCCUCGGAUAGCCAAAGUAUUAGAUAACAUUGACCAGAAAUACUGCGGGGGGCCAUGCAGGUUCAUGCUUCCCGUAUUUAUCAUGGAACAAGAAAGCAAAGCUCAAAUGCAUUUCAGACAACUUGCAUUCAUGGCCGGCAUGUUGAAUCGCACCAUUGUUCUUCCCAAUGUCGGUGGCUCCCGACUGGGUGCCUGUCUCGAGCACGACUUUACAUUUUAUUAUUCCAAGGCGUGGGCACAUGACAAUGCAGAGCAUUUCUCACAUAUCUCCUUGGACAAGUUUUCCGCAUGGGUCAAGGAACGUAAAGCCGUCGGCUUUCCCAGCACAUCCCAAACCUUCCAUGUCCAUCUAAGCGCAGACCAUAAACAGAUCGGCGAAACUAACAACUGUUUCGCGCCUCUCAUGGAUUCGACCGGUUGGCCCGACAAGAGCAUUUAUCUUCACGACAGUGGCAAUGUUCGCCGUCGCAAAAAGUAUCAGAAAAUCUUUUAUGAUUUCUUUACCGAGAAGGAGGAACAUAGGGUCGAUAGCGACAACGCACCUGAAGUUAUGAGCGUCUACUAUGAUCGAAGAUUCCCAUUCAUUCAACACCCUGCAUCUGAAGAGCCCAUCCCAUACAAUGAACGUAUCACCAACAUGGCUGACGAACUAGCCACCAGCUUGUCACCUUAUCUGGCUGUCCAUUGGCGAACCGAGCGCGCUGAACCUGCCGAAGCUCUUGUAGGCUGUGCCGAGUCAUUGGGCGAGCUCAUCAAGGACCGUUCUGGACAACUUGGCCUCACAACUCAACCGACAUUUUUCCUCUUGACCGAUUAUCCGCACAUCUUUGACCCGUCAUUUGUAGACCAAGCCGUCAAAGACAACACGACAGACACGCUCAAAAAAACCGAAGGCGAGGCGGGCUUUGUUCCGGCAUCGGCAUCGUUUUCGCCAGACUCAUUGACGAUCUAUCACCAUCGAGCCAUCCAUUACCUGUACAGCAAUUUUCAAGUGACGGUGACGAGCCUAGAAAGCGACAUGACUGAUACGACUAAAUCACCUGCAAAUUGGACUGUGCUACCGGUAUCAAAGGACUUGGCGAACCAUGACAGUGGUGUCCUCGGAAUCAUUGAUAAGCUCAUGGCCAUUCGUGCAGAUCUAUUCAUUGCCGGUAAGCCUGGUGUGUGUGCACGACGAAGCAGCUUUACCGGUCGCAUUGUCGAUGAACGUAUCGCUCGACGAAUAGAAGAACUCAAAGAUACACAACAAUGGAUGGAUGACGAUUCGAUCGAAGAAUGGACUGAUUAUUCACGAAAGGGGUCUGGACGCAUGAAAAAUAUCAUUGAAUAUUUUGAGUUGUAA